UUUUAACUUCCAAACCUUUAAAUGUUAAGUUCUAGCUAGCCUCUUUCUCUCUUUUUUCCCUUUCCCUCCUUUUUUUAAAUUUUUUUUUCCAGAUGUGGGGCUAAAAUGUAUCUGAGUAAGACGCUUGUCUGAGCUUUUCUUCCCUCGGUUGCACAAUGUGAGCUGGGUAACGCGGAGGCUUAAAUUGCGCCGCUGGCGUGCUUGCGUGUCUCCGCGCGCUCCGGCUAAAGAUUUAAUUCGGGCGAGGGGUGGAAUCGAGCAAAGGCUGCAAUUGGGGGGGGGGGAGGGAAAGGUGAUCAGGUCGAGCGCAUGUCGAAGAUCUGUGUAAAUUGGAGUUUGUACCUUCAGAGGCUCUGUUUGCUCAUCUGGGAGGAAAAACAUUUGCAUGGCCAAGCCAGAGCUUUGUGGCCUCUUUGCUGGGUGGGAGGAGGAGACCAAGAGGAAGGUUAAGAAUUUCAGAGGAGCGAUUUGAAGAAAGAAGGGUCGCUUUCCGCAAGCCGCGAAGUAGGGCUUCUUCCAGCCAGUUUUGUCGAGGCCAGAGGUCGGGGGAAGACUGACUUUGGGUUGAUUGGCAGUUAGCAUUUUGCAUGGGGAGCGAUCGGGUCUGCCCGACGGUUCAAAUGGGACGCGGGGGAGAAGUGAAAUUAAACGAGUAAGGAAGGCAUGGGAACAGGCGAGAAAGGCUUCUUUUCUGGAUGAAGGAGAACUACUGGAGACGAUUUGUGCCUGUUGAUCGAAAAACGGGAAGACCAAACGGGGAAAUAUCUUCCAAUUAUAGCCUCGAAAUAAUGGCCUACAAGAUUAAAUGGGUCCAGUAACAGGAAUGACUCCGGAUAAGAAAGCUGAAACACCAGGAGUAGAGAAAGCUGCAGGUCUAAGGCAUAUCCAAAGAAUGGGAAGCUUGCCGGAGGCAGGUGAUGCUGCUCGACCAAAAGCCACAGCUGUGGAUAGUGAAGUUGCGGACGAUGAGCUCACCAACUUGAACUGGCUGCAUGAAAACAGUAAUCUCCUAACGAACUUUAGCCUGGGAAGUGAAGGUCUUCCAGUUGUUAGUCCUCUGUAUGAUAUUGAGGGGGAUAAUGUGCCAACGUAUCCAUCCUCCUGCUAUUCUAAUCCGAAGAAGAAAUCUGCCACAUCUAAGCCCCCAUAUUCUUUCAGCCUUCUUAUAUACAUGGCAAUUGAACAUUCUCCUAAUAAAAGCCUGCCAGUGAAAGAAAUUUACAGCUGGAUUCUGGAACGGUUCCCAUACUUUGCUACGGCUCCCACUGGCUGGAAGAACUCCGUCCGGCAUAAUCUUUCUCUGAAUAAGUGUUUCCGAAAGGUGGAGAGAAGCCUUGGCAAGGUGAAUGGAAAAGGUUCAUUGUGGUGUGUGGAUCCAGAAUAUAAACCAAACCUUGUACAGGCUCUGAAGAAGCAACCAUUUCCUUCUGCGUUUGCAUUUUAUACCCCACCAGCAUCACCACUAAGUGGUUCAUCAUCUCCUUGCUAUUUAACCUCAGUUCGGAAACAGUGUCAGGGACGAUCUAUCAAAGAUUCAGAUAUCGAUGCUGCUACUGCCAUGAUGCUCUUGAAUACUUCCAUUGAACAAGACAUUUUAGAUUGUGAAAAGCCACCAUCCCUCAAGCUCUCCAAGAAAAGGAAAUAUGGUAGCACGUUCCAUAACCACACCCAGGAAGAGAGUGAUCCAGCAGUCCCUAACAUUGACCCCAAGGAGGACCACAAUUACAGUGCCAGCAGUGUGGCUGCACAGCGUUGUGCAUCGCUCUCUAGCAUGUCUUCCCUGUCCUCUGUCGAUGAUGUAUACAAAUUUGUCUCAGAGGCCACCCGGACAGGGAGUGACGGCAGUGAAGGAUUUCAGAGUGAAGUGGACACAGAUGACAACGAAGAUGAUGAUGAUUCUCUGGCAGACAGUGGUUAUACCUCACAGCCAUGUGUCAGUAUCACAGAUGAGGCCCAGCCUCAUCAGAAGGUCCUGGAGGAACUCUGCCAAGAAAUUGAUGACGAACUCAAAGAGGCGGCUGGGUCUCUUCUUCAUCUUGCUGGGAUCAGCACUUGUCUUGGCUCACUAAUAAGUACUGCAAAGAGCCAUGCCCAGAAGAGAAGGAAAAAAAAUGACAACACAGUGUGAAGAUAAUUGAUCUAUCUAUCUAUAUCUAUAUCUAUAUACAUGUUUUAUUUUUUAGGCUGGCAAUAUUCCUCCUUUUACCCUUUGCAAGGGAGAUCAAAGCCAUAAAAGGACUUUUUGUUUGUUCUUAAUUUUUGCAGAUUAUAAUUUUGCCAUUUAUAAAAUUUUGUUUUUAUUUUUAAUUAUAAGAGCAAUUAAUUUGUGCUUUGAAGGGCCAAUGGAAAUUGUGUGAAACAGAUGAGGAAGUCUCAAUAAUUGUAAGGAAAUGGAAUAUUCAUUAUUAUCAUUGGAAUGAUUGAUUCACAUGGAUAUCAUUGUCAUAAGCAUGUGACAUGUAGGGUCCAACAGAUAAUUGGAGGAAUAAAUUGUCCUAUGCACAAGGGAUUCUUUAAAAAAUAUGUAUAUUGUGGAGAAGAGAAUUGCUUGCCAUUUCCCAAUAUGCCUUUUCAGUUUCUAGGCCUACCAGGUUUUUGUAUGUUGUACUUUAAAAGAAGAGGCUAGAUGCAAAGAGUUUGAUCACACUAAGGAAAAAUCUCUGUCUUUCUAGUUCUGUUGAUUAGAUACUGAGUGAAUGAAAUAUAUUUCAUUUAUGCAAAAUAGGCAUAAAUUAUAUGAUUUUUAGCCCUCAGAAUGGGGUGAUAAAAAUUAAGCAAACAACACAUAUAUAUAUCUAAUUCCCAGUUUGUGCUCAGUAUGUAUGAAUCUGGUAGUCCUAAAGGUGUAGAGGCCCAUCUGAAAUCGGGCAACUAAGCAGGUAAUGUUCCCAUUUUUCACUGCUUAUGGGGUCCACAGUGUCUCCAUUUUUUUAGCGAUAUAGAAUGCAGAACAAGACACAUAAAGACAUGUUUUUAUAGCCUUCAGCUUUAGCUUCCAUUGUUAACUGAUUUCCUCAACUUACAAGCCAAGGGUCUGUGAUUACAUGAAUGGUAUAAAACUGCCAUGAUAAUCAGUUGCAGGUUGACUGGUGUUUGCAAUUAUAAAAUUGAUAGGUAGGGGAGAGAUACAACAUGUGAAUCUUCCUAUUUUUGAGAGUGGGAUCUUGAAUGGGUAAUUAGAAUUUUCUUCCUAUUUUUAACACAAGGUAAGGAGCUGGUUCUUUCUCUUGUGUUUGUGUUAAUUGUAAUUAUUAUAUAUUGGAUCAAUGGUGUAUACAUCUGUUUGCAAAUCCGAGGCCCUUCUUUCUGUCUUGAUAUCUAAAUUAUGUGCAAAUGAGUGACUGCUCAAUUGCAAAUGACCAUUGCACAGAGAACUUUAAUUUUGUUUAGGUUAAGGUAGUUGAUACUUGACUAGUUCUUCAUAUGCUAAGAGUUGUUUUGGGGGCUCUAGCACAUCACCUUGCAGAUCAUAAUGGAAUUAUAUUCCAUAUGCAACAGAAAUAAGUGCAUUGAAAAGUCAUUGUUGGCUGAACAAUUCUAGACUAAUCUUCUCCCUGAUUCUUUAUGAGUAAAGCUUUUAAAAAUUAUAAUGGGAUGAUCAUGAGAGAUUCUUCUUCUUUUUUGCAGCAGUAUAGUUCAGCUGUGUUAUCACCUGUGUGAGAACAAGGGCUUUCAGUGGCAGCUUUCUAACAGACUACUUCCUAGCCUACCCUGCAGUUUUCAGUUUUGCUUUGAUUUAACCCAGCAUUUCUAGAAACAACACAGGAAACUUAGAGAUAGAUAUGUCCACUCCUGGCAGCCUCCACUUUUCUUGGCAAUGGGAUGGAUUUUGUUUAUGUUUUAUAUCUUAUUAUUUCAGCAAUAAUAUAAUCUUCCUUGUUGAAUUCUGAGAUAAGUCCAGAUGCAGCGUGACAGUUGCACAUAACAUAAUAUUUACAAUGCAUGAACCAUGUAAUAUGAGAAUUACCUGUUUCUGUGCAGUGUAUCGGGGAAUUCGAAUUCUGGAAGUGUAUCCAGAUGUUGACUUCUAAAAUUGUGGACUUCUGUAUCUCCUAGGCAUUUAUUCAGAAACAGUUGUGCAUCUUCUCAAUUCUGAGGGCCAUAAGAGAGGUUACUACAGUGUUAGGGAUGCUAAUACACAGUUGGGUUAGGGACAGAUAUUUGCCUGUGGGAUAGUUAGUCUGAAGUACAGGGCCAAACUAUCAUCCAGAUAUCUUUUUGUUGUUACCAUCAGCCAUACUGAUGAGUUUGGAGUCAUGUGGCAAGUGUCCCUGGUUGGAACAAAGAGCACUGGAAACGAUGAGCUUAACUCAGAAAAACAGGAAUCUCCAAGCUGGCACAGCCGUCUUUGGCUGCAGUCUAUUAAUGCAAUUCCAUUACUUUUCAGUGGUCACUUGUGGAAGAAAUGUUUGCAUGCUACAGGCUGGGGCUGUUGUGCCUGUGAAUGUCUUGAAUGUUGCAUAAUGAUCAAAGCAUAACUUGUUUGGAAAGCAGCUUGACAAAUUUCGUCUGCACAUUUUCCAUGCUUUUGAGAAUGAAGGGAAGAGAGUCCACUAGUGGCCCUUUAAGCAAAUCUGCCUGUUACCUCUCUGCAUUUUGCAUUCUUGUGAGUUGUACAUUAUAUUUCUACUGAUGACAUAGAGCUGCUUUGACAAAAGUGUCAAAGAUGUAAAUGUCUGGGACUUAACUUCCUUCACUGCCUUUUCUUGCAUACUGUCUCUUUAUAUCUGCUAAAAACUCUGUCACUGUAAUUUCUGUUAAAUGUUCAGUAGGAGUUCAAUGCCUUAGCCAGGUUCCAGUGAUCCUAACUGGACUGAUUAUAAGAGCUCCGGAACUAAGAGGAGCGAUCCCCCCUUGAGGUUUAUUGUAGGCUUGUGUAGAGUUUUAGAUUCAAAGGCAAAAUGGAGCUUAAGGGGACAAUCACUUAGCACCUCUCUACAAUCCCUUAAAUCACAUUUAUCAUUUCUUGAGAUUUCCCAGCAACUGGCAGGUAUUUUGAGCUAGCAAAAACAGCAGAGAGAUGUAGUGUUCAUACCCCAUAUGCUCCAAUGUGCUUUUUUGCCUUAGAAUGCAAAGCACCGCACAGCCCUACUUUGUUGAAUGCUGCUACUGUUACAGCUUCCCUUAAUUUGGCAACAUCCAGCUGUAGUGUAACUGCAAGUCACAGAAUUCCCAGGCAGUAUGAACAAUGGAAAUUUUGAGAUUUGCAGUCCCAGCACACCCAGGACAGUGCUAUUAGAAUAAUAUCAGCAGAGAUUCUCCUGGUGUAGGCCUUAAGUUUGUAAGAAAUUAUGUAGUUUUUAGUAUUUCAGAAUAAUUUUUUUUGUUAAAAUGAUAGCAACCUAUAAGUGAGUCAACCUUGUAAUCACAUUAUUUUAUAGACAGAAACAAAAAUCUAAUGCAUGGAUGUUUGCACGCUCACCUGUUUGUAGACAACUUUCUUUGAUGUCAAGUUUAAACACAAAUGGUGCUCAUUCUGUAUAUUGCCUGCUUCAGCUCUUCAAUCCAGAAAUUCUCGUGGAUUGGUGAAAAACUGCCUGCUUGCCAGAAUCACUUUUGAAAUAAUCUGCUGAUUAGGUUUUGCUAAGGAAGGAGUAAUGUAGGGGUCUACUUCCAAAUCUGAUAGAUUUUGUAUAACUUUCUGUUUUUUUUCCAUUAAUCAAUAUUGCGAGUUCCACACAGCAUAGUGAUUGAGAAGUGGAAAAAGACCUAUGGGAUUAAAAGUUGCUUUCAAUAUAUUGUUUUUAUUUGCUGUCAAAUAAUAUUUGCCCCUCUUUGAAUAGGGUCUUCCAUUGUAUGACUACUACAAAAAAAUAACUCACAGUGUUACUAGGUUUUACAUUUGUAAAAGAUAGCAUGUGGAAGCCUAGAAUGCCCUGCAAACAUGCUAAAUCAGGGUUAUUUAAGGCUCUUUGUAUGCUUGAGAAGUAUCGUAUUUUCUGCCAAAAGGUACCUACGUUAAAUAAAAGAAGCAGCCAGUAAAUAGAAAGUAAAAUAUUGUAUAAUUGCUCAGUAAUCAGGUUGUUACUGGGUAGAAUUGAUUCACAAAAAUCUCACCUUAGAAAUCACGGGAGAGUUGAAGACUUUUACAUCAAUUCAUAGAAAGCAAAAUUCUCAUCUGACCUUUUGAAUGGCUCUAGUCAUAUAUCCUUCCUAUGAAAUGGGGUUUUCUAUGUGGUAACAUGUGGCUAAGUGAAGAAUAUUGUACUAUAUACAUGAUCCAGAGAGCACCUACAGCAUGGGGAUUUAAUAUAAAGUCACCACUCACAAAUUUAUAAGCAAGCCUGUAUAUUAAGUGCCGAAGCACAUUUUAAGUCCUGUAUGUUGUGCAGAGAUGUCCCAUUUAACAUUUGUCCAAAAUGUGUGUUUAAUAACUUGCGUGAUGUGAAAUUUGUUUCCAUAGCAAUGCAGGUAAUAUGGUUAUAAAGAAAUGUGUUUCUUUGGGUCUUAUCUCUUGAAAGUUGAGAAAAGUUGACUUCAGUUCUCAAUACAUAUUGGCCAGAUUUUCAUGCUUGAGGCUACUUUCCCUAAGAGCUCCUUUGCUCAGGUUUGUCGUCUUACAUUUGACCUGUUAAAAGUCUUGUUUGCAGUCUCUUUUCUCCAGACAAAAGUUGAUGUGUGCACAAUUGUUUUUCAGUGUCCUCCCAUUGCAAAAAAGUCUAAUGUCACCUCUAUGAUAGAAAAUGUAUAGUGAUCAUUAACAUUGGUAGCACUUUCCCUGUUGGUCUUCAAGUCCAAAGGCAGAGCAAUAAAAGCAUUUGGUGAGAACAGAUGCUUCAGAAAGCUCAGAUUUAAAGAGCUACGAUUGUAGAUGCUUGCAAUCUUAGUUACCUUACAUAGCAUGACUUUGGGAAGUCCUCUAAUUGUACAAUUUCUGCCUAUAAAUGGGAAGUAAUAUAUAUGCAGGUAGCAAAUAGCAUAUUGGAGAGAGGUUUAGAUUUUUCCUCCUUAUAUGCUUGUUUACUAUAUGCAUGGUGCUUUUUGAGUUGCAAAAAUAUGACAUCUUGCCCCACCUUCUCCCAUUUUGAAGAGAUCCUGAGCAGGGAUUUACACAUACUUUUUCUAGAAUGGGUCGAACAACAUGUUGUAAUACGUUAGAUUCGUUUCAUCUCUAAAUUCAUUGUGGAAAUUCCAUGAAGAAGGGAACUGCCAUAUCCAAGUUCUUGUGGAUAUGAGGAAAAGCUGCAUUAUUAUUAUUAUUAUUAUUAUUACUUUUGCCUUUACUAGCCGUAUUCACAAAUAUAUGUGUCUUCCUAUGGCCAAAAUCCACGCUGAACUUACUGUUCUAAUUUUCAAAGAGAAGUAAGUGUUUUCAUAUCUUUGCAGGGAAGUCCUCAUUUUCUUUGCUUAAGGUUACCUAGCUCUAGUAUGUCUAAAACAUUGGUCCCUAAUCUUUGCAGCUUGGGGGCCCGGUUGGUGGGGGGAAGGGGAAUUGGGCCACGUGCAUGCUGGCCCAUCACUCGCAUAAGUUGACCUGUGCAUGCUGGCCCGCCAUUCACACGACCCGGUUGGGGACUCCCGUGUCUAAAAGACAUCCAGAUUGUGCUAUGAUUUUUUAUUAGUAAAUUGGGAUGCUUUUAUUGCAAUCAUGCGUCUCUCUCCAUUCUAAAAUUUAUGCGCUGUAGGGUCAGACCAGAACAAAUGGGAAUGGCCAGGGUUCUGAUCAGCAAGGUUAGAGAUCUAUUAUUGUGAUGUGGAUGGAGCAUGUACCUGCAUCCUCUGGAUGUUCAAUACAGAAUAGCAAUAGAGUUAUCUACUCUUAAGUUUGGCUUCAUGAAAGAAUAAUUCUUGCGCAUAGAAAACUAGUAGCCUAGAAUCCUUCCUGAGGCAUUAGCUUCUAAAAACAAGGAACCUACGCUGGGAAUUUGGGAUGGCUACAGAUAUAUUAAUGGCUUUGUACAUUUCAGAAGAAAAGGAAAUAGGAUGAUUUAGCACCAUUAUAUGCAUUUCAGGAUGUGCUAGACUAGCUGUGCUGGUCCUACAAACUCAUAGUAGUCCUUGUCAGCAUAGCUAUAUCUCUUGGGAGGAAAACAAAGGCUAAGGACGGUUGCAAUGAUUUAAUAGUGUGGAACUGAUAUGUGUGACACAUAUACUUGCUGCAUAGAGAACAUCCCUAGGCCAGCUAGUCGGUGUCCUGUUAACAUAUGGAAUCAUUUGCUCUUGGUCAGGCUGCAUUGAUGCAUUCUAUAAUGUUGUCUACUACCUAUGAGGAAGUGUGUGCAGAUCGUGGCCCUUGGCCAGUGAUUGUAUACAUCAUAGUCGGGAGAAGCAGAUAUGAUGGACAUGCUUUGUUUUAGAUGCAAAGUGUAAUCUUACCUUUAAUUUUUUUUAAAAAAGGUAAAUUCCUUUCAGAAAAUUAGUUUAGCUUCAGGGAAAAAAGAGGUGAUUGUAGAAUAUUACCUGAUCCUCUUCAACUCCUAAAAAUUAGCAUAGAGGGCUUUCUGCGGGAGACCCACCUGUUCUUGAGGUAGAAGCUGAUGUCAGUAUUGUGCAAAUCUUUCUCCAUUUCAUAUUCUGGAGCUAAAUUAUAGCUUCCGGGAGAAGUGCAGGCAGCCUUCCUUAGAAAAGCCCAACUUUGAAUUGGAACAGUUUGCAGCUUCUUUAUUUGGCUAAAGCAAAUACGACAGUAAAAGCAAAGCACACCCUGCAAUGCUAAUGAUGGGGUAGUCAAAAUAUUUAUUGAAAAAGAGGAAUAGAGUAUUUUUUAAAAAUCUUGUACCUGCCAUUUAUUUGAAAAAGCACAUUCUCCACAGUUUAACUGCCAGUGCCAAGAAAAGAUUUGUUUUUAGAAGUGUAUUUUUUUUUCAGACUUAAAGUGUAUAAUUUAAAAGUAUUACAUUGCCAUCUUGUAGUGAUAGACCAUUUACAAUUGCCAAUUCACUGUAACUAUUAUUUAUUAAAAAUGGAAAUUGUAAGAAUGCUUUCAGAUCAAAGUAAGCAUUUUUUUUUUUAAUUUACAUUAGCUGUUUCUCCCCACCACCUGCCCCUGCAACUUCUUGGAUUGACUGAGACUAACUCUGCCAGUAGAUUAACCCCUUUCUAACCUGAAAUUCCUUGAACCCCGUUUAGUAGUUGACCUGGUUUAAAAAUGUUUUUGUAUGCUAACCUCUAUUAAUUAAAAUGUUGAUGGAGUUUAUUUUUACCAAAGAGAUGCAAUUCAUUAUGAUAAAGUAUUUCAAAAUAAACUUUGUUUUAUAACA
Molecule: messenger RNA, 9200 nt
Organism: Pantherophis guttatus
Lineage: Eukaryota; Metazoa; Chordata; Lepidosauria; Squamata; Colubridae
Gene: FOXN2
Product: forkhead box N2
Biological process (GO): regulation of DNA-templated transcription
Cellular component (GO): nucleus
Molecular function (GO): cis-regulatory region sequence-specific DNA binding; DNA-binding transcription factor activity
Source: RefSeq, a predicted model, not a curated record